AUGGCCGCCGAGGAGGAUGGCAAGUCAUCCCGCCAGAAGCUGCUGGAUCGGCUGCAGAGGACACUGAACACGCUGGAUGAUGAGGAGCAAUUGGAGGAGGCUGUCCGGGCUGUUGAGAAGUUGGUGUCAGACAGAGAAGCGCGGCAGGCAUCGCUUAUCCGACAGCUCGCGUUCUACUUCUCAGAUGCGAACCUUCGCAGAGACCGCUUCCUGCGAGAGAAGAUCGUUGCAUCGGAGCAAGGCUUUGUGCCACUCUCAGUCAUUCUGCCGUUCAACCGCUUGAAGCUCAUGGGCUGUGUCACGGAAGGGGAGCUCGCUGCAGCAGUUCAGGCCGCAGACCCCAAGUUCAACAUGGAGCUUUCGGAGGAGAAGGACGCCAUCCGCCGGGCCGGCGGGGCGGAGCCGCCAUCGCUGUCGUUUGGCGGAGCUGGCAGUGACUUGGAGAAGCGCAGCGUGCAGCUGAGCGGCUUUCCAAAAGGUGAUGAGUUGGUGACCAUCGAGGAAGUCUCCAAACUCUGCGAACCUUUCGGGAAGGUGGACUUUGUGCGUCUGCUGCGAGAGGGCCCUUCAGAUGAUGGGAAGAUCUUCAUGGGCAGUGCCGAAGUGGAGUUUCAGAGCGAAGAGGCCGCCAAGGCCGUGGUGGGUCUGGAGCGCCCUGUCGGCACGAAAGCGCAGAGAAGAAAAGCUCUUUGCUGGAAGGACAAGCCACUGGACGCUGCGUGCCGGGCUCGGUAG
This is a messenger RNA of Effrenium voratum, 735 nucleotides long. The record is from the annotation of a GenBank genome assembly. Lineage: Eukaryota; Dinophyceae; Suessiales; Symbiodiniaceae.